AUACCCAUUCAGAGACUGAAGGCCAGGACUUCCAGCAUACCCAGUCUCCAGGUUGUACAGGAGUGAGGUGAUGCACAUCAUGGCCUUGAGGUUUAAGAAGGGUGGAGUCUCUCCCCUGAGGGCAGGGCCAGGGCCCUUGUGACUCCUGUAAAUCCCUGUAGGCCAGCCUGCUGCCUGGGAAGAGAAGAGCAAGACCUCUCCCCCUCUGGGAUCCUUCUCCCUGCCCAGCUCAGUCUGCAGAGGACCAAGGCCUGGCCCCAGCAGGGAGCCUGGAGCCAGAGGGAAUGGCCCCUGGGAGCAGCAGCCCCCCUCCCCAGGGGUUGGUGACAUUCAAGGACGUGGCUGUGGACUUCACCCAGGAGGAGUGGGGCCUCUUGGACCAUCCUCAGAAGGAGUUGUACAAGGGUGUCAUGCUGGAGAAUGCCCGGAACCUGCUCUCCCUGGGGCUGCCAGUUCCCAGCGAAGACGUGAUCUCUUACUUUGAGCAAAGGGAAGCCCCAUGGAUGCUGGAGCAAGAAGGCCUGGGGAGCUGCUGUCCAGAAGGAGAGAUCAGUCUGGAAAUGAAGGAAACUGCUGCAGAGCUAACUCUUUCUGUGGAAGAAACUCACAAGCAAAGAUUCAUGAAUGAUGGUCCCUCUGACCAUUGGACAGAAGUCUCCACAACACCUGAGAAUAUCCAUACUGCAGAGAAAUAUGACUGUAAACAAUGCGGAAAGGCUUUUAGGCACAUGAGAUCUCUUAAUGGACAUCAAAGAAUCCACACUGACAAGAAACCUUAUGAAUGUACCCAAUGUGGAAAAAUAUUUACACAGAAGGCCUCUCUCACUGUACAUCAGAGAAUCCACACUGGAGACAAACCUUAUGGAUGUACCCAGUGUGGAAAGGCUUUUAAAAAGAAGUCCUCUCUCACUGAACAUCAGAGAAUUCACACUGGAGUGAAACCUUAUGAAUGUACCCAGUGCGGAAUGGCUUUUAAACGGAGGGAAUGUCUUACCCACCAUCAGAGAAUCCACACUGGAGAGAAACCUUAUAAAUGUUAUCAGUGUGGAAAGACUUACAGACAGAAGCACAUUCUAGUUGAACAUCAGAGAAUCCACACUGGAGAGAAACCUUAUAAAUGUAAUCAAUGCGGAAAGACUUUCAGAGGUAGGAAGGCUAUUGUUGAUCAUCAAAGGAUCCACACUGGAGAGAAACCUUAUGAAUGUAAUCAGUGUGGAAAGGCUUUUAUACAGAGGGCUCGUCUUAUUAUGCAUCAGAGAGUACACACUGGAGAGAAACCUUACAAAUGUAAUCAAUGUGAAAAGGCUUUUACAUGUAAGGGCAGUCUUGUUGUACAUGAGAAAGUCCACACUAGAGGGAAACCUUAUGUAUGUAAUCAAUGUGGAAAGACUUUUACGUGGAAGGAGAGUCUUAUUAUACAUGAGAGAAUCCACACUGGAGAGAAACCUUAUGAAUGUAAUCAAUGUAGAAAGGCUUUUAUAACGAAGUCCACUCUUAUUCUACAUCACAGAAUCCACACUGGAGAGAAACCCUAUGAAUGCAAUCAAUGUGGAAAGGCUUUUACUCAGAAGCCCUCUCUUACUCUACAUCAGAGAAUCCACAGUGGAGAGAAACCUUAUGAAUGUACACAGUGUGGAAAAGCUUUUAAACGGAGGAGCCAUCUUACCCAACAUCAGAAAAUCCACACUGGAGGGAAACCUUAAGAAUGUAAUCACUGUGGUAAAGCCUUCAGACUGAAGUCAGUCUUCUGUACCUUUAAGUAUCCUGAUUCAAUUCUGGGCCAUCUGUUGUUAUCUCUACCAGCCAAGAUGAUGUCAUUCCUGGAAAUUUUGUCUCUAGGUGUUUUUGUACAAUUGGUGGAAAUUUGUUAUCCUUAGUUAUUUCUGCAAGAUCCAGUUGGAAAGUAUCAACAUUUUCAAGAUGAAAAGAGGGGCUGUUUCCAGCCCACAUUUCAGAAUUUUAGCCAAUCAUAUUCUUCUUGCCCUCAUGAUGCUUUAACCACUUACAUUGUUUUCCCCACCUACCAACUUCUGUUCUUUCUUCCAUCCAUCCAUGACCCAUGGGCCAUAGCAGACCAGGCUCAUCUGUGUUCCACUAUUUCUCAAAGUCUGUCCAAGUUCAUUUUUGUUUUUUCCAUGUCACUAUCCAUCUCA
Trichosurus vulpecula (common brushtail) is the source of this 2153-nucleotide messenger RNA. Its product is annotated as zinc finger protein OZF-like. The transcript has 6 exons. Gene Ontology annotation, molecular function: RNA polymerase II cis-regulatory region sequence-specific DNA binding; DNA-binding transcription activator activity, RNA polymerase II-specific. NCBI's taxonomy places the organism in Eukaryota, Metazoa, Chordata, Mammalia, Diprotodontia, Phalangeridae. Bases 285 to 1703 code for a protein of 472 amino acids. Gene Ontology annotation, biological process: regulation of transcription by RNA polymerase II. Gene Ontology annotation, cellular component: nucleus. The record is from RefSeq and is a predicted model, not a curated record.